AUGCGUAAUAGUAAUAUAAGUGUAAAUCAUCGUUUAUUUAUACGAAAUUUUCUUACUGACUUCCGUCGUCAGUCGAGUGUCAAUGAAUAUAAACUUCCAAAUGCAUUGUCACUUGCAGUUACCGAUGAAGAAGCAGCAGAUUUAUCAGCAACACGUUUAUCAAUAUCAAAUUCAUUAACGAGUGUUCAUAAACAAUGUGAAGAUGAAGAUAAUGAAGAAUCAAAUCAAUUAAUUGAUAUCGGUCGUGUUGCUUCAUGGGCUGUUGGUUUUGAAAAAUUGCUCAAUGAUGAAAUCGGUUUACAUGUCUUUACAGAAUUUUUAAAAAAAGAAUUUAGUCAAGAAAAUAUUCAAUUUUGGGUUGAAUGCGAAAAAUUAAAAAAAUUGUCAGAUCAAGAUGAAAUUCGUAACAAAGCUAAUUCUAUUUGGUCAACGUAUUUACAUGAUACAGAUGAUGGUUCAUGCCGAAUCAAUAUCGAUAGUCGAACACGACAAGAAUGUCAACAAUCACUAUUAAAUAAACCUAAUGCUCAUAUAUUUGAAAAGGCUCAAUCUCAGAUAUUUCAAUUAAUGAAACUUGAUUCAUAUACAAGAUUUUUAAAAUCUAAUAUGUAUAAAGAUUGUAUUAUGAGUGAAAUGGAAGGAAAAUCUAUACCAUAUACAAUGAAGCCACAACAAACAUCAGUAAAUAGUGAAGAACGUUCGAAAACAAUUGAUUCUCUUGGUAAAUUGAAAGAAGAAGAGAAAAAAGAUAAAAAAAAAAGUCCACUUUUGCCUUGGACAAAAGCAUUAAUUAAAUGGAAACGUCUAUCAGUUAAACGUGAUACACCCUCAUCAUCGUCUAAUUUUUAUCAACAUCAAACUGCAAAUGCUAGUACAAAUACAACAAUAUAUGAAAACUUUUAUUUACCGAUAACAAAUAAAUCAGCAUCAGCAGAAUUAACACCGAUAUUACAUUUAAAUAAAACUCCAGCUGCAUCAUCAUCAUCAUCAAUUUGCCUUCACAGUCCAACAUCAUCUCCAUUAGUAACCAUUGGAAAUUUUAAUAAAAUGAAUAAAUAUUCAUCAAAUAUUAAUCAGCAGGAUUCAUCAUUGUUUAAUGUUGUUUCACAUUCCGAUACAAAUCAAGAUUAUAAUGAUAAAAAAUUUAUAAUUAAAUAUUCUUCAAUAUCAUCAAUAGAUUUCUCUCGGUUUUGUCGUUUUAUAUUUCCGGAUUCAACAUCAGCGGUUAUUUUAACAUACAAUUCUACAAAUACUAUUCAAACAGCGAUUAAUCGUUUAUUUGCUAAACGUGGACUUACAUGGUAUCGAACUGAAUUAUAUUCUAUUGAUCAACAACCAAUUAAUAUUCAAGAACCCUUAUCAACAUUAUCUGGAAAGGAAAUUUAUGUUGAAACGCGUAUAUUAAUACGUCUUGAUUUUCCAGCAAAAACUCUAUGUGUACGAUGUAAUCCAAAACGAACACUAUUACAAGUUUUACAACCAAUUGUUGACAAAUUAAAUUAUUCUAUUGGACAAUUUAUUUUUUAUGCUAAUAAUUCAUUAAUACCACUUAAUUUAAAUGAAACUGUUGGAUGUUAUGAUAAUCAAAGAAUAUUUACUUUAAUAAGAACAGCAUCGGGUGUUGAUACGUCAACUAAACAAAAGAUAAGAACAGCAAAUGAUAUAUUUGAAAUGAUAUCAGAAAAUGAUGAAGAUAUUAAAUUUGAUGAAUGUGGAAUAUUAAAAAUAGUUACAAAAUCAAAAUCAACAUUUGUUGAUGAUUAUCUUUUUUUUCAACACCUGAAACAUCUUUGA
This is a messenger RNA of Rotaria sp. Silwood2, 1794 nucleotides long. NCBI's taxonomy places the organism in Eukaryota, Metazoa, Rotifera, Eurotatoria, Philodinida, Philodinidae. The record is from the annotation of a GenBank genome assembly.